UCUCAGACCUUUCUUAGCCCUUGGCCUGAGACCAAGAGAGAGGAAGAAAGAUCUUAAAUAAAACACAAAACAUGUUCCCAGCACGCGCGCGCGCGCGCGCGCACACACACACACACACACACACACACAGAGAGAGAGAGAGAGAGAGAGAGAUAAUAGGUUGCAGAGAGCUCUCAGACCUAUGUUAGCUCUUGAUCUUACACCAAAAGCGGGAGAACAAUCUUAAAUACAAAUUAUGCAUCAUCUACACGCGCUCGCGCGCACAGGCUAGCAUGCUCGCACAAAAGCCUCGCUUUCCCAAUGCUCUGUGAGCAUUGGUCUCCAUCCUCGCCCAUCUCUGACAGGCUCUCUUCUGUUCGGUCCCCUCAAGACCCAGGGGCACAUCCCUGGGAAGGGUUGGAGCUGGACACAGCUCUAAUACAGAAGAGGUGAAGGUGGGACCAGACCCGCCCUUGCCCCGCUUCCUAUAAGGGCAGAGGACCUGGGACUGCCAGGUUCACACACCAUGAGGCUGUCUAGAAGACACAGGACCUUCCUGCUGGCUUUUGCACUGCUCUGCACCCUCUUGGGUCUCGGGUGCCCUCUAAGCUGUGAAGUGUGUAAGGGCUCGGGACACACAUGCAGCGGGAAAAUGAAGACCUGUGAUGCCGACAAAGACGCAUGCGUGGUUCUUGUGGGCGAGUCCAGCACAAAGGGCCGAAAGUCAGUGAGCACCUUCAAGGCCUGCACGAAGUUUAAAGACUGCUACUCUGGCUUCGUAUCUACCACCAUGAGUCCCAAUGACUACAUGGUGUCCAACGCCCACUGCUGUCAGAGCGACGGUUGCAACAGUGUCUCGGUGCCCCUUCCCCAUAACAAUCGGACGGAGAACGGCCUGAUGUGUCCCUCCUGCAUUGUGCCCUUCCAAGAGACGUGUCCAGGAACCCAGACAGCCCGUUGCGUGGGCCCGGAAACACACUGCAUCUAUUUUGCUGGCAAUGUGCAGGCUGGUAUUAUCAACACGAAAUUUGCCACGAGAGGCUGUGCCACAGAGAGCGCCUGCCACACCAAGGCUGGAGCCGAGGUGCCUUCGGCCUCCUACCUCUACUUCCUGCGCCGGGCAGACUGCCUGCCCGCGCCCUACCCGCCUGGCAGGGGUGAGUGAAGACUAAGGAGUAUGUGU
This is a messenger RNA of Alexandromys fortis (reed vole), 1162 nucleotides long. It is a transcript of the gene Pinlyp, whose product is annotated as phospholipase A2 inhibitor and LY6/PLAUR domain containing. NCBI's taxonomy places the organism in Eukaryota, Metazoa, Chordata, Mammalia, Rodentia, Cricetidae. Bases 506 to 1144 code for a protein of 212 amino acids. Gene Ontology annotation, molecular function: phospholipase inhibitor activity. Gene Ontology annotation, cellular component: extracellular region. The transcript has 6 exons. The record is from RefSeq and is a predicted model, not a curated record.